AUCCUCAAGGAGGUCUACAAGAUUGCACAAACUUAUCCGGAUGUGCGAGGCCACGUCCCAGAGCUGGUCUUGUUCCACAUCAAAGAAAAAUCCACGUCUAACAUCAGAGUCGCACUAGGACUGAAGGACGCUGAACGGGCCGAACAGGGCGGCCGUGCGCUGUACAUCACCGUAUUCAGAAAGCUUAUCCCAAUCACGACGCUUUCUGGCGAGGAGUUCCUUGCCGCGUGGUGGCAAGUUGUGAAGUGUCAUCGCGCCCUCUGGAAGGGAGGCGUGCUUCAUCGAGACGUCAGCCCUAGCAACCUCAUGGUGUACCACUCACACGAUCAAUACAUAGGCAUUCUCAAUGACUACGACUUAUCGUCGUUUGAACGUGAUGGUUCCAGGGGCCUCGAGCGCACAGGAACGGUGCCAUUCAUGGUGGUAAACCUUCUCACGCCAGACGCCAUGGCAGGCAAGGUCAAGCACGUGUAUGCACAUGAUGCUGAAUCGUUGAUCUGGACCCUCACUUGGGUCAGUCUUCGGUAUGAAGGUGGAAACCUCCUCAGCAAGAACAGGCCAUUGGAAGAAUGG
This is a messenger RNA of Suillus fuscotomentosus, 573 nucleotides long. RefSeq lists its product as uncharacterized. Lineage: Eukaryota; Fungi; Basidiomycota; Agaricomycetes; Boletales; Suillaceae. The transcript has 2 exons. The record is from RefSeq and is a predicted model, not a curated record. The annotation marks the transcript as partial. Gene Ontology annotation, biological process: protein phosphorylation. Gene Ontology annotation, molecular function: ATP binding; protein kinase activity.